This is a messenger RNA of Linnemannia hyalina, 1986 nucleotides long. Lineage: Eukaryota; Fungi; Mortierellomycota; Mortierellomycetes; Mortierellales; Mortierellaceae. The record is from the annotation of a GenBank genome assembly.
AUGAGUUUACCCCGAUUCCUUCGAGGCCUCCAAAAGAAGCCAGCAAUACCUGUUCACCCUGACCCCAAUCUCUCCGACUCCAGUUCAUCGUCCUCUUCCAGUGAACCCAAAGAUGCACUCGGGUUCCCCAUCCCUGUCUACACCGUCAUCACCCCUACUACAACAUCUACAACGACUUCUGGAAACGACAACAAUAGCAGCAAUCCAGGACCGAUGGAUAUUGUCACCCCUAAUUAUCGACUCUCGGCAGCCUCAGUGGUUUCCUCGGCAAGUUCCUUGGUAGCAGCAGACGCAGACUCGAGCUUCUUUACCCCGACCAUUUCUGUCGUCCCUUCUGGGAGUCAAUUGGUGACCAACGACAAUAACAAAAAAAACACUAACAACAAUAAGGCCUGGAGCAGAUCUUCUCGGUCUUCGUCCGUCUCCUCAGUCAACUCUUCCUCCUUCCACCACCGACCCGCUGGUUCCACAACAACCACGACGACCGUCGCGGCCAAGGACAACGCUCAGUUGAUGUCUAAAUCUUUCCCCUCAACCUCCCCCCUAUUCCUGUCUCCUCCUCCUUCUACGACUCUCCCCUCUAUCCCUGUCCUUACUUCAACAGCAACAGUGUCGACACCGACGGUCAACCUGACGUCGCCUAGCCAAACCCGCCCACCUCAGAUCAUAUACCCACCCAGCACCUCCUCCUCAGUCACCAAUACCACUACCGCAGUUACCACAGAAACCGCAACAACAGAAACCGCAACAACAGAAACCGCAACAGCCAAGCCGACAAAGACAACGAUGGGGUUUGAUAUUGUGGUCUCGUAUGUUGAGGACCAGACGGAUAGUGGUAGUAGCAGUGGUGCAUCGAGCAAGAGAAAUUCUCGUUCGAUGACGAUUGCAAGCGACAUAGGUGGGUUUGGUGGCGUCAAUCAAAUGCAGCAAUUUACAGGAGCAGGAGGGUCUGAAGCAGAAGCAGGGGGAGUUGGAGAUGGCGUCAAAAAAGGCGGUAAAACCGGGCGAAUCCGAUCCAAUGCGAUUGCCCAGCAGCAACCACACCAACAGCAGUUGCAGCCACUACCACAACAACAACAACAACAACAACAACAACAGCCUCUUGAAGGUGACGACUACCAUGCGAAACGAACUUCUGCGACUUCUUCAACUUCUUCGUCUUCCUCUUCCUUGUCCUCCUUCUCGAACAACACGGGCCCAGACGGAGACUCGGCGGCGGAGGCAGGAGCAGCGGUGAUUCAACGUGGACCCCACUGGGGUAAUAACUCUGAUCUGGAACAGCCACCUGAGACCUUGCCUCGCGAUCUGGUUGGUGCAUCCGUUGUCGUCCAGGAACGUACAGCCAGGAAGCCGAAGCACAACAGCGACAACGGCAAUAGCAAAUCGACGACGAUAUCUUCUACACGCUCAAGAUCAUCAUCGACUCCUGCUGCCGGUGAGCCUGUGUCAUCUUCCUCUUCCUCCUCCUCCGUUUCGGCAACAGGAUCUGGUUCAAAUUCAAUGGCAGCAUCUCGACCCGUCUCUAUCCUGAAGCAUACUCAGCCACUCCCGCCACAAGCGCAGCAGCGACCCAAGUCGAUCCUACGUAUGCGAUCAGGAAGUCACCCGUUGCUCCCAGCCACUUCGCGUCCUGUGUCAAUGUCAUUCUCUGAACCAACCAGCCCACAACACUCGCCGACCAAGAGCACGUUCCCUCCGACAGCGCGUCUUUCAAUCACAUCGGACACUUCGUCCUUGUCUCGAUCUUCUUCUUUCCUUCAACAGGAUCCUAUGGAGCAGCAGCCUUCGCCAAUCAUUGGGGCUGUGAAUACGACGACAACAUCAUCAGCGACAGCUGCUAAGAAUGGUAGCAGGAGGGGUAGUGCUCAGUCGUCGCAUCGUCGACUCUCUUCCAAGGAUCUGGAGGGCACUCGUUCAGCUAGCAGUAGUAGCAUCUUGGGUACUGCAGCAGGCACCUGGGAAGCCAUGUUGUCGUUGACGCCCUGA